AUGAAUUAUAGAAAUAAUAUAAUAAAACAAUAUAAAAAUGAUAAAGAAACAUCAUGCAAUCAAACAAUGAUUGAACAUGAUAAUACAGAACCAAUUCUAAAUCGAAUUGAAAAUGUAAAAAAAAGCACAAGAAUUAAAUCAUCAAGAAGUUCAAAAUCUAGUUCAAAAAGUCGAUCGAAUUCGAAUCAACGAAGAAAUUGA
Schistosoma intercalatum is the source of this 201-nucleotide messenger RNA. The record is from the annotation of a GenBank genome assembly. NCBI's taxonomy places the organism in Eukaryota, Metazoa, Platyhelminthes, Trematoda, Strigeidida, Schistosomatidae.